AUGGCGUCGUGUCCCCCCUCGCUCGCGUCGUCGUCGUCGUCGUCGCGCGUCGUCGCUUCGCGCGGCGCGCGGUCGCGGCGCGCGGUCGCCGCGGCCGCGGACGCCGCGACGACGUCGUCGAGAUCGACUCCCUCGAAACGAUCGUCGAAACAAUCGUCGCCGUCGCUCCCGCUCCCCGCGCCGUCGCACGCGUCGCAUCGCGCCAAGGUCCUCGACGCGCUCCCCGCGAACAAGCUCGUGCACGUCCCCGCGGGGCGCGAGCAGACGCGCAACGGCGUGGAAGGCCACGCGCGCUUCCGCCAGGAGCCGUCGUUCCUCUACCUCACCGGCGUCGAAGAUCCCGGCUACCACGCGCUCCUCCGACGCGACGAUGAUGGUGGCGACGGCGGCGACGCGACGACGACGCCAUCGCGCGAUCGGUUCGUGCUCGUCGCGCCGCGCCGCGACGUCGAGCACGAGGUCUGGUGCGGCGCGCAGCCGAGCGCGGAGGCGCUGCGGGCGCGCACGGGCGCGGAUGCCGUCUUCUACGACGACGAGUGGAGCGACGCGCUCGCGGCGAUGGGCGCGCGCGAGGGAGAGACCAUCUUCCGACCGGGGCACGAUCUCGCGAGAGACGUAGUAGACGACUCCUCGAAAGCGACAAAUAACCGCGAGGCGUCGCACCAGACCCAUAACUCGCUGCUCGCCUCGCUGCGGGUGGACCGGACCGCGCUCGACCGCGUCCUCGCGCGCGCGCGGCACGUCAAGACGGAGGAUGAGAUCGAUUGCCUUCGCCGCGCCAACGCGGUGAGCGGCGACGCGCACGCGGAGGUGAUGCGCGCCGCCGCGAUCGCCGCGAAGAGCGCUCGCGGCGGCGUUCACGAGUACGAACUCGAGGCGGCGUUCCAGGCGCACUGCAUGCGCGAGGGUUUGCUUCACCUCGGGUACCCGUCCAUCGUCGGCGGCGGGCGGAACGCGGCGACUUUGCACUACGAGCGAAACGACGCGUUCGUCGCGCCGCGCGAGUUGAUUCUCAUCGACGCCGGCGCGGAAUGGCGCGGGUACACCGCGGACAUCACGCGGACGUUUCCGGUCGGCGGGGUCUUCGACGCGAUUCGAAAAGACGUCUACGAGGCGGUGUUGGACGUCCAGUGCGCGGCGAUCGACGCGUGCAGGGCGGGGAUCAACUGGCGCGCGAUCGGCGAGAGCGCGAAGGUUCGCACCGCGCAGCGCCUGAUCGACCUGGGGGUGAUCAAGAGAGACAGGCGCAGCGCGGUCGCCGCGGGCGUCGUCUCGCUGUUCCUGCCGCACUCGCUCGGGCAUCUGCUCGGGUUGCAAGUCCACGACGUCGGCCCGGGAGGCCCGGUCCCGGAGACGCUGCUCGAGGGCCAGGUGGUGACGUGCGAGCCCGGGAUCUACUUCGUCGACGGGUUGCUCGGACCCGCGAUGGAGGACGCGACGACGCGGGAUUUUUUAGACGCCGACGUCGUGGCGACGUUUCGGCCGGUGGGCGGCGUGCGCAUCGAGGAUAACCUCGUCGUCACGAGCGACGGCGUGGAUAAUCUCACGACGUGCCCGAAGACGGUGAAGGACAUCGAGGACAUCAUGCGAAGCGUGUGA
Messenger RNA from Micromonas pusilla CCMP1545, 1599 nucleotides. RefSeq lists its product as uncharacterized. Gene Ontology annotation, molecular function: manganese ion binding; metalloaminopeptidase activity. The record is from RefSeq and is a predicted model, not a curated record. Gene Ontology annotation, biological process: proteolysis. The coding region runs from base 1 to 1599 and encodes 532 amino acids. The transcript is spliced from 2 exons. NCBI's taxonomy places the organism in Eukaryota, Viridiplantae, Chlorophyta, Mamiellophyceae, Mamiellales, Mamiellaceae.